Messenger RNA from Saccostrea cuccullata (small rock oyster), 3504 nucleotides. RefSeq names its product mucin-2-like. Gene Ontology annotation, biological process: regulation of transcription by RNA polymerase II. Lineage: Eukaryota; Metazoa; Mollusca; Bivalvia; Ostreida; Ostreidae. The record is from RefSeq and is a predicted model, not a curated record. Bases 119 to 2161 code for a protein of 680 amino acids. Gene Ontology annotation, molecular function: RNA polymerase II cis-regulatory region sequence-specific DNA binding; protein binding; DNA-binding transcription factor activity, RNA polymerase II-specific. The transcript has 6 exons.
AUAAUUUAUGCGGAAACGGAAAUUCCAAUAUUAGAUGCGCAAAACUAUUGCGCAGAUGUUCAAAAGUUCAGAGGCACAGAACGAAAUAAAAAAAUAGAAACAGAAGGAAAUAUCCAUCAUGUUUUACCACAAAGUGUACAUGAACCAGAUCCACUCUAGUUCUCUUCUCUGCCAGUUAGCUUCCAUGUGGAAGAACCAGGUCCUCUGUGAUGCAGUCAUAAAAGCUGGAAACAGUCACAUCAAGGCACACAGAGUAGUACUGGUUGCAGCAUGCCCUAUGCUACAUUCAAUGAAGAAUGCUUCUGUGGGCUCCAACUUAGAGGUGAGACUGGCAGCAGAUAUUAAGCCAGAAGCCAUCAACACUUUUCUUCAAUACCUGUAUGAAGGUUUCAUGAUGCUGACAGAAGAAAACUGUAAAGAUGUGGAAAAAAUUGCACGGGUCCUUCAGGUUGAUAGCAUUUUAAAAUGCUGUGCUGAUUUCUACAAAUGUCUACAUACUGGUGAAAAGUAUGAGUAUAGUUUCCAUGACAAUGUUGAAUUCAGGCAUGUCAGAGCAUCAGACCUUCUAAAAGUUCAUGAUAGAAGUAAGAGGGCCUCUGAUUUACAGCCAGCAAGCCCAGGAAUUAAACGCCAAAGAAUUCAAAGCAGAGGGGGCUCUGAUUCCUUCAGUGAUUAUGGAGCAAGUGACCCAUGGGAUAGAGUUCCAAGAGAAUAUUCAGGGAGUUCCUCAGCAAGAACAACUCAGCCAGGGGUCAUUGAGAUAAUGGAGGACAGUGUGGAAAUUGUACAUUCAGAUAAACCAGAGGAUUCAGGGGGGACCCGAAGAGACAAUCUUCAAGACAGAAUGUCAUUAUCUGUAGCAAGUCAAUUAAAAUCGACUAAUGAUGUACAGAUUAUCAAUGUUUCCAGUGGAGGAGAUGCCUCACAGCGGAUUUCAAACAGUUCAGACUCAUCACGAUUUUCAUCUCAUCCAACUUUUACCCAUUCUCAGGGAUCAUCAAAUAUGAGUUAUCGGCAUGAUCCUAGCUUCCCCAAUCCAAGCAGUACUUCAAGUACCAGGCUUCCCUCAUCUCCAUCACCACAUUCUAGAAUGCCAUCACCUUCAUCAGCCUAUCAUCCUCAACAAAGAAACACUACAGCACAUUCUCAACCAAAGCCAUUUGCAGCAGGAAAUGCAACACAGGCAUCAAAGAGUUACAACACACCAUCACCAGUUGAACAAUUACGCCCAGGUUCUCAGGAUCAGUCAAGAGUAACAGCAGGAGCAAGCACAGUGUCUUUUUCUUCACCAUCUUCUUCACUGGGAGCUCCUCCAGCUUCCUCCCCAUCCACCUCCACACAACCUCCACAACCAGUUGCUUUAUGGCGGAGUACCAGUUCAGAUGCUGUAGCUUCAGGGCCAGCACCAGUGCCUCAGCUGACAGAGAAACCAUUACUUCAACGGUCAGAAAGCACACCUGCCACAACUGGUGCAGAUAUAUCCAUAGUUAAAGUGGAAAGUGAGGUGACAUUUGAUGAACAGUUCCAUGGUGAUGACCCAAAUAUAACCUUUGACCCAGAAGACCAAUCAGGAGACUGGAACAGAGAAGAUACUUCCAAUGAAGAGAGCAAUGCAAGUGAGGACAAGAUGCCUCAGUGGAUGGCAGAGAGUCUAAAAGCAUACAGAUCAGACGAGGAUAGACCCUCUUCCUCGGGCGAGGAACCAGCGGCGGGCAGAAGUAAGCUCUCCGAAUACAUCGAUAAGUUACACGAUCUUCAAACAAAGGCGAUGUAUUUUGACAUGAUGCGCAACAGACCAAAAAUAUCAAUUCCGGUGGAAGCUUCAGAGGUUACCGAAAGUGCCGAUACCUCGGAAGUUUUGAAGGGACUGGAUUUGACCAUUAGAUCUUCACAGCAAAAACAUGUACCAAUUUACAACAAAGACAGGAAGUACACACCGUGUCUGUACUGUGGGCGGCUGAAGAACAGAACACGAUCGGGGUGGCGUGUGAACACUUUUUACCGUUGUCUGCAGUGUGACGUCCCACUUUGUGUUAACGAUCGGAACUGUUUUGUACUCUAUCAUAAAUAUUUUCUUGGAAUGAGUAAUGUGGAAUCUCCUGGACGUCGUCGAUCACGUGAUCUUAGUCAUUUGGAAGUGAAAAAAGAGACAAAUGGCUGAGUUGCUUUUUGUCAUUUUCUAAAGAAUUCAUAUUAUUCAGUCAUAUUAUAUUGUCUUAUAAUAUGGAGUGAUAUAUUUGUACUAGAAGUAUAACCUGUAUUAUUGUGUCAUAUUGAAUUAAGCUUUAAAUUACAGCUUAAUAAUGGAGACCAGAAAGUGGCGUGUUCAGAGUCUUGACCAAGCGAUCUGAUGAUGCUUAAAAUGGUGGUAAAUGGAUGUUUGUAUUUUAUCUACAUUAAGGCUUAAACAUAUUCUGUCAUUUGUUUACAAAUGUUUUGAGCAGUCUUAAAACAUAACUUUAUAGGACAAAUCUCUGUAUACCAAUCGUCGCAAACUACGGCCAAAAUGAACGAUCCUCUCCCAUUCUGGAGGAGAGAGCUAUAUGCGGACUCCAGACCAUGGUUUGAGACGAUGCUGUAAACCGAGACUUUGAAUUACUGCUUUUUUCGUGUUAUGUAUUUUACAAUCAUUUGUUAUGCAUCAUAUUUGUUGAAUUUUUUCUGGAGUAUUUAGGUACUCAAGACCCAAGUUAGAUUUUUUUUGGACAAAAUAUACCUUGGUUAUUGAUUUUUACUAGAAGGAAGUUUUACGCCUUCCACAGUAAUACCGGUUUUAAACUUUGAGUUAGUUGUCUUUUUUUAUUAUUGCUUAUAGUAAAAUGUUUUAUCACCUUUAUAUUCUCAUUCUUAUCUCAUGAAAUGACUCAAACUUCUAAAUAACCGCCAAACGCACAAUAAACUUGUCUUUGAUUUUUGAAAGGAAAAUGAAUAUAACAGUAUUACAGAUAUUUUAUUUUGUUCGUUUAUCUCAAUUUUAUACCGGUGAUGUGAUCCCUGUUACUAACUUUGCUUUGAUAGUAUGUGUUAUAGGGGUCCCAAAAAGGUGUAUUCAGGAAAUAUUUGUUUCAGGGAUGUAUCUCAUUAAGUAGAUUUCUGAAACUUGACCGCACACGUAAUUUUAUUUAACGUUUAAAACGUAUUUUGUAAAAUAUGAUAUUCAGGAAUGCUACCCCUUUUAAUUGGUUUUUCAUUUUGUAUUUUUUUAUAUUCAGAUUUACUCAUUGUUACAGAGAAUAUCGAAUUGGUCUGUUCUGUCCAGUGGUUGUUAUAUCUUUUUGUUAUGUGGAGAAUGUAAAAGGGAAUUUCCAUAAUUUUCCCCCACUAACUUUUUUAUGAUAAAAAAAAAAUAUAUUAAUUUUGCAUUUGGCGAUUUUGCUUUUAAUCUUCAUUUUUUUUUCUUAUAGAAUAUAAACAUUUAUUAUAUUUUAUAAAUAUGUUUUAAAGAGUUCAAAAUUUUCUUUGCACAUGUUGUAUUUCUAUUUAUUUUGGCUCUAUGUGUAGGGU